This is a messenger RNA of Raphanus sativus (radish), 974 nucleotides long. RefSeq lists its product as uncharacterized. NCBI's taxonomy places the organism in Eukaryota, Viridiplantae, Streptophyta, Magnoliopsida, Brassicales, Brassicaceae. Bases 120 to 845 code for a protein of 241 amino acids. The record is from RefSeq and is a predicted model, not a curated record. The transcript has 2 exons.
UCAGAAACUAGCCACAAAUUUUUUUUCUGACGAUAAGAUUGCCUUCUUCAACUCUGUCUUUCCUUUAUCAAAUUAAUUCAUCAUCACAAACACACUGUUAAAACAAAGAGCGAGAGACAAUGGCUUCAACAAGAAUAAACUCAUUAACAACAAUCUACACAUCCCCAAGAAGAUACAGUUCUAACCACAAAUCACCAAACCAAAUCAAACUAGUUUCAAACUCCCUAAGCUCUAAACCCAACACAACACAGCUCUCAAGUAACCUCUACACUGUCAGUUUCAAGACUAUUGGAACAGGUAAGCUUAGCAUCUCAAGAUACCCCGAUUUCGAAUAUUCUCCUCAAGGAGGCUCCGGCUCCGGAACUGCCCGGUGCGUCGACGUCGACGGUGGUGAAAAGAACCGAACACCAAACUCUGAACUGUCCGUUAGUUUCGAUGUGGACACUCUUUACAUUCCUUCUCUUACAAACCAAACCACGAAGUUUCUUGGCUUACCAUUACCGCCGUUUCUUAAAAUCGACAUAGCUCCGGAGAUAUUCCAAGGAACCAUCGACCAAGAUUCCGGCAAGGUGGAGCUGGAGUUCACUGCUAAGUUCUGUUUCACGGCGGGAGGUGGGAUAUACAGAGCUCCGCCAUUGGUGGUGAAAACGGUGUUGACGACGGAGGAGUCUAUAGGAGAGAAGAAGAGAGGGAGAGGAGAGAGGAUGGACGGAGAAGGAAAGUGUAGGCUCGUCGGCGUUGCGAGAGUUGAGACUGUUGACGAUUUGUUUAUGAACACGUUCCUCUCUCUCCCGUCGGAGUGUCUCGCCGAUCUACAAGCUGUUAUUUCAGUCGCCGGUUCUUGAUGAUAAUCAUUUACAUUUUAUGUAUUAAUCAAAUUAAAUGUAAGUAAACAAUGUUUUAAAAUCUUAUACUAGUAAAUUGUUUUAGAAAAAUAUUUUUUUUUCAAAAUACAUGUUUCAUGUUUUUAGGCA